Molecule: messenger RNA, 1167 nt
Organism: Nerophis lumbriciformis (worm pipefish)
Lineage: Eukaryota; Metazoa; Chordata; Actinopteri; Syngnathiformes; Syngnathidae
Source: RefSeq, a predicted model, not a curated record
AUGACCCUGUCUGGAGGCAGCGAAAGAGCCAGCGACAUGUCCGGUCAGACGGUGCUCACAGCGGAGGACGUGGACAUCGACGUGGUGGGCGAGGGGGACGAUGAGUGCAUGGAACGGGACAGCGACUGCGACAGUCCCGGGGUCGGCAUCCUGCACGACCUCCGGGAUGAGGAUGACAUUGAAGUCGACAAAGACGACAUGAGAUCUGGCGGCGGGAGUCCGUGCUGCGAAAGCUCGGGGGAAGGGGAGACCGGCACCGGAAAGGGGGACGAGCAAAGUGCCACGCCGGGCGGUCCGCUCCAGAAGCCCAAAAGUAGUCUGGUGAAGCCACCUUACUCAUACAUCGCGCUCAUCACCAUGGCCAUCCUCCAGAGUCCGCAAAAGAAACUCACCCUGAGCGGCAUCUGCGAGUUCAUCAGCAACCGCUUCCCCUACUACCGGGAGAAAUUCCCGGCCUGGCAAAACUCAAUCCGCCACAACUUGUCGCUCAACGACUGCUUCGUCAAGAUCCCCCGGGAGCCCGGCAACCCUGGAAAGGGAAAUUACUGGACCCUGGACCCGGCUUCUGAGGACAUGUUCGACAACGGAAGCUUCCUCAGGAGGAGGAAAAGGUUCAAAAGGGUUCAACCGGACGUGCUCAGGGACCAGACUGCUCUUAUGAUGCAAAGUUUCGGGGCGUACGGUCUCGGUGGUCCUUAUGGGAGGCACUACGGUAUCCAUCCGGCCGCGUACUCGCACCCCGCGGCUUUGCAAUACCCGUACAUCCCCCCCGUCGGGCCCAUGCUGCCCCCGGGUGUUCCUUUACUGCCGUCGGCCGAGUUGAACCGCAAAGCCUUCAACUCCCAGCUCAGCCCCGGCCUGCAACUUCAGCUCAACAGUCUGAGCACGGCGUCCAUGAUUAAGUCCGAGCCGUCAAGCAGACCCUCGUUCAGCAUAGAGAACAUAAUCGGAGUGUCCAGCACGUCGGCAUCCACGGCGGGUUCAGCUCAGGCCUUCCUGCGGCCUCCAGUGACUGUGCAGUCGGCCCUGCUGAGCGCUCAGUCCCUCUCACUCAACCGGACCUCUGCGGCAAUCGCUCCCAUCCUCAGUGUACCUUCCAGUAUUCUUUCUGGACAUGUUUUACCAUCAGCCACGGCGGCCGCAGUGUCCAAAUGGCCUUCACAGUGA